Molecule: messenger RNA, 1413 nt
Organism: Mucor mucedo
Lineage: Eukaryota; Fungi; Mucoromycota; Mucoromycetes; Mucorales; Mucoraceae
Exons: 2
Coding region: 1-1413 (470 amino acids)
Biological process (GO): DNA-templated transcription
Cellular component (GO): nucleus
Molecular function (GO): DNA binding; zinc ion binding
Source: RefSeq, a predicted model, not a curated record
AUGAACGAGUAUGGGUGUGGACGAGGGCCUAGGAUCUGGACGUAUACAGGCCUUGCGAUAAGGAUGGCAAUUGAGAUUGGAUUACACAAAGAGAAGGUGUUCGAAGAAGGAGCCAAUCCUUUUCUUCCUCUGGAAAAAUGGUACUGGUAUGAAACUAGAAGAAAGGUAUUUUGGGAAACUUUGAUGCACGAUAAGUUCACAAGUGCUGCUACAGGCAAACCAUCUGUCUUGGACCCAAAAGAUUGUGAAAUUAUGCUACCAGUGGAUCUUGAUGUAUUAGACAACACAAACGGGAACGACUUCUAUCAAGCAUCUUUGGAUAAAAAAAAGUUAAUUCAUUACCAUAUAGUGAGGGACGAAAUGACAAAUUUGAUUACGGGUAUUCAGAUGAACCCUUUAGAUACAAAUCUUGCAGAGCAUCGCGUAUACUUAAAUCGUGUUGGUUGGACUUCACAUAUUUUACAUGCAACUGUAUUACUCGGCAAAGUGUCACACUUUAUUAACAGUGGAAACGAUGACGCUAAACCCUUCGCUAUGUAUGAAAACAAUUUGGAAUUUGAGGAAUUAGACAACGCAUUGGAUGCCUGGGUGAAAGACCUACCGUUACAGAUAAAAAAUACGCCAGCCAAUUUAGAAAGGUACAGAAAUUCAAGUAACAUGAGGUCGACACAAUAUGUAUUGGGACACAUCCUGCAUAAUUCUUUGGUGGUACUAUUACACCGGCCAUCGUUAGUGGUCGCAGAUUUACCCGGGUUUAAUCAGGUUACACAAGAAACACAUGCCAAGGUGCAUAAAAGUCUAGAAAAAUGUCUUUCUGCAGCAAAUGAUGUGACAGUCAUGAUUAAAGAUUUAUGCUGUCAAAUUGAAAUGAUGCCCCCUUUUAUAUCUUACUCGGUAUAUACAACAGCUACUGUUGUUGUAAAUAAUAUCUUUACACACAAUGCUCAAGAAAAUAAGCUAGCCGAGGCAGCUUUAAAAGAAUAUUUCCGCUUUUUGUCGGAAAUGAAAAUAUACUGGGCUAUGUCCGAUAAGCUGUAUUUAAUGAUUUGUGAUUUAUAUGCGAUACAUCAAAAGGUCGUGAACACUUGUCAAAAUAGCCAAAUGGCAACAACUGGAUCUACCAAUUCAUCCGGCUCAUGGAACAAUAAUAAUAAUAACGACAAUGCAUUUUUAAGUACUUAUCCGAGUAAGGCAUGUGUUCCUAUAACAGAAAGAACGGUGAUAGACGCACCGCCAACAAAUGAUGCUAUGAAAAAUCAACAAGGUUGGAACACACACGACCUAAUGUUUCAGACUAAUGAUGAACAGGGAAGAGGCCGUUCAAUCUUUACUUCCCCUUCUAAUACAUCAGUUUCUGCUCCUUCUUUUGAUGUAUGGCUUCGACAACAACAACAAAAUCGGUCUUCUUCUUAA